AGAAAAGCGCCGCGAUAUCUGUGUCCAUCAAUGGGUGCGUGCUGCGGGAAGCCGCCUCCCCCACCCAAAAAAGACGAAGAACCCCAGGACAACAAAGGCCAAGAGGAUGGCACAUGGGCGUCUCCCCCACCAGCCGCCAGCGCCACGAAGCCCCCCACGGCCAAGGUACAGGCGAUGGACGAGCAUGCCGGUGACGAGGGCAUGAUUGCUCCCGGCGAUAAUGAGAUGGAGAAAGAGGGAGCGGGAGAGGGAGAGGGAGACGGGGGAGAGUCACGAGCCGCUGACGAGACCGGGGAAGAAGCUGGGGAAGAGACUGGGGAUGCCGCUGCUGUCGCUGUGAAUGUGAGUAGGCAUGCAUCCACACGAGGCAAGCAGAAAGACCCACGUGUGGGGAUGGGAUGUGUGCAUGUGUGGCAGGGCGAGCCGGAGACCCAUGCUGACGGGGAGGGGGAGGGCGGAGAAGAGACGCACAAGGAAGACCACCACGAUGAUGCGACAAAGGAACAGCCAGACCAACACGAGCAACACGAGCACGGAGAAGAGCAGGUCCGCAUUCAUGAGCCAACCAUCCAAUCGAUGAUUCUCCACGCCUUGUCUGCAGGCGGUUGUGCAGCAUCAGGCGAAGGGCAUGAGUUUGUCUCGCCGCAUCAUCUUCGGCAUCAGUCAGCGGCUGAGUCGCCGCAAGCAGCCGAGGCAGUGCCGCCGGUGCGACGCCUGCAGGGAGGAGAAACCCAAGUCGUCCCGACGCAUUAUCUGGCCCGGCAAGUGGCGGGGCAAACAGAGGGGGGCGCAAUAAAAAAAUGGAUAUGGGCGUGAAGCGAAUGGUUGAGAGGGGCGGGCGCAUGGUGAGCUGUGGUGACGGAGACGGACACACACACACAGAGAGAGAGAGAGAGGGAGAGAGAGGGAGAGAGAGAGACGAGAUGGGGAAUGGAAAGACAUGGAUGUGGGUGUCUGUCCGG
Messenger RNA from Vitrella brassicaformis, 962 nucleotides. Lineage: Eukaryota; Vitrellaceae. The record is from the annotation of a GenBank genome assembly.